CACAGAUAUCACUUUCCUCUUGUCUUGCAAGUAGGAGAUUUGGCACGUUCUGUAGCUACUCAGAUAAAAAAAAGAGGGCAGAGCAGGAAUCACGGAUGAAAUUGACAAACAGGAGGCUCAGACCUUCAUCAGUGGUGGGAAACAGGUUCUGCAUCUGCACAGGAGGGGGAGAGAGAGACAGGAAGAAAGAGGUUUCCAGGCAGCAGAAAUUAAUUUAAUUGUGGAGUGGAUGCUGAGAUUCUGGUUAAGCCAUUUUUUUUCCUUCUUCUUUUUUUCAAUCUCAUGUCCUUCAAGGAAGAAGCCAGCAGGGCUAGAUAUCGAUCGUCAUGGUUACCUCCACCACAACAAAACAGAUGGAAGAGACUAAUGAUGGUCACGGAUGUGCAGUACCUUGCCCACUUCUCAUGUCUCGCAAGCCCUGCCCGGCGACACUGGGGGCUUUAGAAUCAAGCAGAGGGAGAGAGAGAGAAAGAGAGAGAGAGAGAGGAGGAGGGUGAUAUCACACUCGCUGGAACCCAGACGUGUUUUCUCCCACAUCUUUUUUUUUUUCUAUGCCUGGUGUUGCAUUAACUUCUGCCUGUAUCCCUAACUGUCAAAAAGGAUUCCUGAAUGGGGUACUCUCUGAUAUAGAACUGUCUUCUCAUUAAGGGAAGCUUUUCCAACUCCAGUCACAAGAGAGAGCGAAAGAUACUUCUUAUAACCACAUGUUGCUGAUUCUCAUCUGGGUUGCUGCCACUGUUCUAUCUUUCCUUCGGUUCCUUGGGGGGGCGCGUGUGGGGAACUGGUGUUUUCGGAGAGGUGCUGCCAGCUGACAUUUUCACCACGACAUACAGGGACAACAUCACUGACAAGCAAUAAAAAAGGCAGAGGGAGAGAGAGGGGGAGAGAGAGAGAGAGGGAGAGAGAGAGAGUGAGGGAGAGCACCAGCUCUCCUUUUGUUUCUGCUCGUUUGUCACUUGUAAGAAGAACUGAAAAAAUAUAUAUUGACUGGCUCCCUCACCUGAUUGAGGCAAACGAUAAGUUAACCCAGUGCGCAACAGAAAAAGCCUACCAUGCCUGGUCUCAUCAACAAGGGAAAACGGAGUGCUCUGCCACUCAGUACCUCUGAAAUCACUUCCUGUGUCAGAGGUUACACCUUGGCAAUGACAGCUUCUCUGACCUACAACAACAUAGAGGACCAUCCUAUAGAAGGUCUCUUCAUCUACCCGCUGGAUGAAUGCUCUACAGUGGUGGGCUUCGAAGCCAUGAUAUCCAGUCGAAUAGUCACGGUGCAAAUUAAAGACAAAGCCAAAAUUGAUGACUGCUACUUCGACUGCUGUACAGUGGCCAAUGGGACGUUCCAAAACGGCAGUGGACACAUCAUGCUGGAUGAGGACUUGGAGCGGACAGUGUUAGUUGUUAACCUGGGUAUCAUUCCCCCAUUGGAGACAGUGACAGUGCUUGUGAGCACGUCCUCGGAGCUGAUGGCCCUCCCCAGUGGAGCGAUCCGGGUGACCUCCCCCCCAGUCUGCACCCCGAAAGUGCAGAGAUCCAUUAACGAAGAGCACAGCCACUCUCAGAACCCGACCAGAAACAAGGAUAGACAUCAUUGUGCCCUGGGUCCCCAUGAUCAGAGUACAGUAAACAGCCAGCUAUGUCUUGCUUGGUUACUGGAAGAAGAGCCAAUCAACUCCAUUGAUUAUGAAUUUAAUUUUCAGCUGGAGAUCAGAGGGCCCUGUCUCUUAGCAGGUGUAGAGAGUCCGACUCACGCGAUCCGGGCAGACGCAGACCCCUCAGCUCAUUCUGCCACCAACAUCGUCGUCACCCUGGCUGACAAAUACACCUACGAUCGCCCUGUUGAAAUUAUCAUCUACCCAAGUGAGCCUCAUAUGCCUCACGUCCUCAUAGAAGAUGGGGAUAUGACACCAGAGGAGUAUGAUGAGCACCUGAAGGGGAGGAGUGACUUCAUCAAGGGUGUGAAGAAGGACCCGAGCUGUGAAAAGAAAGUUGAGAUUAUCCGAAAACGUCUCCACAAGGAUAUUCUCCAUAACCCUGUCGUCAUGCUCAACUUCUGCCCAGACUUGAAGGCCGUGCCUUCAGACCUGAAGAGGGUUCAGGGAGAAUUUAUUUUUCUCAUCGACCGCAGUGGAAGCAUGAGUGGGGUGAACAUCAGUAGAGUGAAGGAUGCCAUGCUGGUCAUUCUUAAAAGUCUGGUCCCUGCCUGUCUUUUCAACAUCAUAGGCUUCGGCUCCACUUUCAAGACACUGUUCCCAGCGAGUCAGACCUACAGUGAAGACACCCUUGCCAUAGCCUGCGAUUACAUCAAGAAAAUCCGCGCAGACAUGGGCGGCACCAACAUCUUGUCUCCUCUAAGCUGGAUCCUCCAUCAGCCUCUGUACCGGGGGCACCCUCGUCUUCUCUUCCUGCUCACAGACGGGGCUGUCAGCAACACGGGGACAGUCAUCGAGCUUGUUCGCAGCCACUCCCUCAUCACCAGGUGUUUCAGUUUUGGAAUUGGUCAGAGUGCCUGCAGGAGGCUGGUGAUCGGGCUCUCAACUGUAUCCAAAGGCACCGCUGAGUUCUUGACUGAGGGCGAGAGACUACAGCCAAAGAUGAUCAGAUCCCUGAAGAAGUCCAUGUCUCCAGUCCUGAGUGAUGUUACCAUUGACUGGCUGUUUCCCGAGACCAAGGAAGUGCUGCUGUCCCCCACUGGUGCUGCCCACCUGUUCCCGGGGGAUCGCCUGAUUGGUUACUGUGUUGUCUGUGACACGUCGCGGUAUCACCCCAACCCCAAAUCUGACAAACGAAGACGGUACAGCAUGAUGCGGUCCAACGAAUCGGCCAGCUCCGUCUUCUACCAUUCCCAGGAAGAAGAUCCGGCCAAGUCCAUCUGUGAGGGCAGGGGGCUGCUGGGAGAAGGAAUGGUGGUGUCCCUGGGUGACAGUUACCAGGAGACGCUGUCAGAGAGCACAGCUGUCAACACAGAGCAGGCGAUGAUGGGAAUGGAUGCCAAGAGCUCACCACGGAGGAGGGCGUAUAGCACCAAUCAGAUAGUUGAUUACAAUCCAGUGAAAAGGGCCUUCACCCCGAGUGACCCAAGCUCUGCUGUGGUUAAGAACCCGCUGAGGAGAGCCAUGAUUCAGGAGCUCGUGGGGCAGCCCAGCCCUGACUACGGGGUCCAGUGGGCGGCAGAUUUUCAAGAGGGUUUGGCCCAAGGCCAGGAGCAGGAUCUGCCCCAGCUGGGUGCCAGCCUGAAGACGGUGGCCAAGACAAUGGCUUUGGAAGACAGUUCGAGAUCAUCAACAGACAGCCCUUCUGUCAGCAGCACUGGAGACCCAGAUGGCUACCCCCAUCAGCUCUGUGAAAUCGAAACGCCUCUGGAGGGGCCCUCCCUGGACCCUCUCCUGUUCCAGUCUGCCCCUGGCGGUCAGCCGGGGGGGCACUGCAAAGCCGUGAUCUCAGGGCUGCUCUGCGGGAGGCCAGUUCGAUGGGAAGUGGCCUUUGACAUCGAGCCCUUCCUGAAAGGGAGGGAACGAGAGGAGAAGGUGCACGAGGACCUGUGGAACGAGACCUUCCACCACCUGGCGGGCCGCUCGAUCAUUCAAGACUUUGAACAAAUGGCAGAGAAGGAGUGCGAGAUCGAGCACGGUUCGGGAAGGAGAUACCAGCUCAAUGCCAUUCACACCAGCAAAGCCUGCAACAUUCUGAGUAAAUACACAGCAUUUGUGCCCAUUGAUCUGGACAGUAACGAAUACCUGCCCAUCUUUAUCGAGUACACCAGUCCAGGAGACACAUCAAAGCCAAGCAGCCAGCUGGGCUCUCGGUCCAACAGUCGGAGGAACCGGGGCUACUCCAUCGGCCUGGGGCGGUCUCAGUCAGGCUGCAUUUCGGAAGGUGGAGAGGACGGAUUUUCAGCCAUGAACAUUGAAGACGGCGUGUCUCCCUGUAGCACUCCUUCAUCGUCAGGCUGGGAUAGGUGCAGUUUUGUUGAAGUUCCACAGAGAAGCCCCUCAGUGUCUUCUGUCCAUUCCCAGCGAUCUGCAGAGAGCCUGUUUUCUGCCAGGCUCAGCCUCAGCAGGACCCGACUGCUGACAAAGGCUGCUCGGGGAUUCAUGUGCCGCUCGCCAAGCAAGACCAGCGAGUCCGUCAGCGAGUCAGAGAGCGAAAAUAACGACUACAUCCCACUGGUGUCCUUACAGCUAGCGUGUGGUGCGUUUGUCCUGAGCAGUGCUUUCUCCGAGGCCAUCAACAUCCCCAUGGAGAAGCUCAAAUGGACCUCUCCGUUCGCCAGCCACCGGCAGAGCGCCUCCCACAUGUCGCAUGCCGGCAGCAGGAAGACGGAGGCCCCGGAAAAUGGCAUGAAAACGGGCUCCCCAUCGGAGGCUUCCCCAAAAGACGGGGCACCGCGAGAUCCCUGCGGCUACCAGCCCGACGAGCUCGGCGCUGGCCUGAGCCCUUCUGCUUUUUCAGGCGGUCUGGCAGGAAACCGGCCCCGGAGUCCGCAGACGGAGAACGGGCUCCCCGCGGACCCUGGGCCGUCGCCUGGAAACUCCCAGACGGACAGCGGAAGGGGGUCCGAGUCGGAGGGCGUGGACACGCCCCCCCCCGUCAGCAGCCUCCAGAAGUAUCUUGAGCCUGAGGGGAUGGUGUGGGCUACGGCCGUGGCCCUGGCUUGGUUGGAACACAGCUCAGCUGACUAUUUCAUAGAAUGGGAGCUGAUUGCUGCCAAGGCCAGCAUGUGGCUCAAUUCACAGGUCAUUCCGGAAGGCCGGGAUCUGGCUUCAGUCAAAGCUGCGGCCCGGCAGCUCUUCGUCAUCCUAAGACACUGGGAUGAAAACCUGCAACUGACCAUGCUCUGCUACAACCCCAGCAGUGUCUAAACCCGGCGGACACUGAGCCGGUGGGGAUCAAACACUGUGUUGUCACACUGUCGUUGUGUUUGUGGCUUCCAAAGCUGGUUUUCGUGGGAAAAGGUUUGUGUGGAUUUGAACUUCAUCUGCCAGCUUGCUGUUUUAAUCGUUGGUUCAUUUACCUAGAUGCUACGUUUAUCUAUAUAGCAAGAAGUGGUCAAAUAGGGAGCAGUUGCAUUAUUCGAUACAAAAUGUAGCAUGCUUGUGUGAGGAUUAAGCAAAGGUGAGGGGGAAGAGAUCAGAGGGCUCUGAUUAUUAGAGAAAGACCUUCUCUUUUUUUCUAAUGUGUAUGAAGACCCUCUAGGCCCUGGUCCAGUUGGAAAGCAUUUCAAAACAAACAAAAGUGAAGAUGAUACUAGAUUAGCUGGAGUUGCAAACACGACAACCACAGCAAUUGGAAACUGGAAAUUCUGGAGGAAUUUCACAUGUAGAAAUCUGCAAACACAGUCACGUGUGUCUAUAGAAAAUGAGUGUUACUAAGUGGAAGGUAUUUCAAACUGGCAAAAAGAAUAUAGCAUUUUACGUAGGAGGAGCUGAACUUAAGAUAACCUCCAAAAGGACUGAAGAGUUCAUUCUGGCUUAGCAGUGUCCUCUUCUAGAGGAAUCAGUGAAGUUAAAAAACAGGUGAAAUGUAUGCUUGGAAAUGCGAUGAAAGGAGAUGAAUCCCAAUCAAGGGCAGUCAUGCUACAACGGUACAAUUCUUUUCUAAGGCUAUGUUUAGAAUACUGCAUUCAGCUUAACUCACUGUAUCACACAAUAGAACUCACUGCGCUGGAAACAAGAAUUUUAACAUUUGAAAAUGUCAUAUACUGAGAACUUAUAAUAACUUAAUCUAUUUAGGCUACUAUGACAGAAUGUCUCGGUGAAAUCACUGAGGCAUUUAAAAUCCUGAAUUGAACUGCUGAGAGUAUACCAGCUUGUUUAAGCUCGACAAGGAAACAAGGACUAGCAGAUACCAGCGAAAGUACAUGUGUAUCAGUACAAUUGGAGGCUUUUUUUCCACAUGGAGCUGUGGGUUUUUGGAACAGACGAUCUCAUUAAGUUGUGGAAGCCGUUUUAAGUGGUAUCUAUAAACAAGUAGAAAGACAGCUUCCAGCAUUGACAACCCUGUUAAAUCCAUUUUAUUUUUGACGUUGUUAGUUAUUGGCUGUUUUUUGAAAGAAACAGUCAUUGGGAGAUCAAAUUAAUUAAUGAAAAACAGAUGUUCAGGUUAUUCAACUUAUAAGCUGAGGAAAGGAGAAAUUAGAUAACCUGAAAAGCAAAGGUAUAUGAAAUGGAAAAUCAAAUAAUAAGAGUCUGUCUUUAUCUCUGAAAGCCAAUGUCUUGUUGUUGUUAUGCAGAUUUAAAAUAUCAAUUUUGGUUGUGCACUGUUUUUAGCCUUAUUCUUCAGAGGCUUAAUGGACUUGUGCCAUGUGCAAAAAGGUUUCAGUAUGUCCCCCAUUUCCACAAAGGACCCCAUACCAGCAUCUUAAGAUCUAGCAUGUUUGUAUAACCAGUUGUUCUUAGCCUGGGGUGCACACACCCAUGGGGGUGUGAGAUGCCCUGUCUCAUCAAAAACACGAAUCACAUCAACAAUUUUUGAUCUGGGGUGCGAGACCAUAAUUUGAGAACCAAGGGGGUGCAGGUUACAGGUGCAGGUUGUUAGGCUGAGUGCAGGUGCAGGUGCAGUUAAGUUAGGAACCACUGCCUUAGAUGACUUCAGAAAGCCUACAAUAAAAUCUUCUGUUUCUGUUAACCAGCAUCGACCUGAACAAAACAAGUAUAGUUCAACCAGGAUGUUCAACAAGUAUCUGAAGUCAAAGCACUGUAGUAAAGGUAAAAUGUGCAAGGAUCCUAUGUAGGAAUUAAAAAAAAUGUGCUGAGUUUCUACAGUUUAUGGGGUACAAUACCGUAACCAAAUAAACUAGUUCAAGUAGGUAGAAGGUUCCACAGUUGAAAUGUUGCGUCUCUUUUCUUUUCCGCAUGGAAUAAACCUUUACCUCUUCCUUUGCACCAUAUGAACUAACUCAUUCUCCAGAAAGGAAACAACAUUGCUUGAAUUUACAUGUGAGCCAAACCGGCAAAUGGACCAGGACAGACAGUUGUUGUCAACAAAAGGAUAUGAUGAUUAAGGCCUGCCAAAGUUCUGGACUGGUAGAUUUAAUUUUAAAUGCAGGCAAGGGCAUCUCAAUUAAAACUUUAGAAAGGCUUUUGCCUUCCUAGCCCUCAUUUCCACUUGUACUUAUUAAUAUAAGUGCCCUAUGCACUUUCCCAACCGUUAAAAAAAAAUCCAUUAACAAUUGAGCAUCUGACAUUUGCCAAACAUUCUUUAAUUAUUAUGCAAAUUACACAGUAUGACACAAGUCCUUUAAACACGCUGUAAGGACCAAAAGCAAAUGUCAAGAAUAACUGGACAGCUGGUCUUCAUUAUUUUUCAUAGUUUUAGUAAAAAGUCACAAUUUUGUUCACGCAACCCAUAACUGCAAAAAUGGUCAAUUCUCUAAAACUGAUAAUUGGUAGGCCUGGACCCAAAAAAAAAAAAACAACCUCUCUCACUCAAAUAAUGGAAACAGGGACUUUAAGAGGCAUUUAUGGAUAGGCAUCUAUGAUACCCAUAUGGUACUCCCUCUGGUGAGAGACUGCUCUGCUUUUCCUUUUUUAAAUGAAAUCUUCCCAGCACUAUUCAUAAGCCCUAAGAGCAAAACUAUUCUAAACCAUACAUUUAUAUGUACAAAUGAGAUGAUAGAAAGGGAAUUUAUGCAUGAAUCGGUCAUUAAAUAUAAACAUUUUCUAUUUCAACUCACCACAUUAUUUCGGUGCCUUUUGAGCAUAUUGCUUCACCUUGAAAUAUCUUACUGUUUAGGGUUUGCUGUAGCUCUCCUUCUGUUAGACUGUACUGAAUUCCAGUUUUUCUCUGUGCUCAUUAACCUUAAGUGCCUAAAUACUGUUUGAGCUUUCACGAGGACUGUAUCCCACAACAUUUCUUAAUACUCAAACUGAGAAAGUCACUCUAACAUCUGUAAGAUUGUCAUUGUCUCAAUAGCACGCCUUCACUUUAAUAUAAAAUGAAAAAUAUUUUUCUGCUUCUACGUGCGUUUUUUUACAUUGUAUAUUGUACACAUUGAAAACAGACUUGCUUAUGCUUGUGGUCCCUUAUGAGUGGAAGUUACAUGGUUUAAACUUGAACAUGAACUUGAAGAUAGUUUACAUAGGUUUUUUUAGACAGGCUUAAUUGAGAAACGGUUUGUUAAAGACAAGGAAUGUUCCCUUUUUUUAAAAAAUGUUUAUUCUCUCAUAUCCGAAUAGCACUUUUAAGUUACAUGUUUGGCAAGACAUAAGCUGUGUUUUUGAACUGGACACUGUUUAUUUACAGAAUAUUUUAUAUCUUAAUUCUGAAUGGACACUCUAUGAUAUUCUGUACAUUUAUUUCAAGGAACAAUUAAGACAGUGGAAUUUUAACAUGCUAUACUUAAAGUUGUUUUAUUAUGCAACUGUUUUUGAGACAGUGAUGUUUCAUAAUUAUGAUGUAUGAGAAAACCAUCAAUGAUAAUCAAUUACACUGCUUUUACUUAAUCUGAAUUAGCCUUUUUAUUGAUCAUGACAGACAUCAAGCUCAAGUGUUAAAAAGGUAAUUAUGCAUAUUUUUAAAGCAGUGGCUUGUGCAAUUGCCAUGUUUUUGUUAAACUUUUCACUUCCUAAAUUUUCACAUAUUGAUUAUUAUAUUAGAAGAUAUCUCCAUAAAUGUUCAAACUUUUUCAAAAGGGAUACACAAAUGUUAAAACAAUGGACUCCAGCAUUAAAAAAAAUUGUUUAUUCAGAUACAGGCCUUGUUUAAGCUACGUUCCAACACAUUUACUCCUUUCUCUGCAGAUGGUCCACCACAUUGGUAAAGCAAUGUAGAUGUUUAAGGAUUAUUGUCUCAAACUCAGAUAUGUAGAAUCUGAAAACAAAGUGCUCUAGAACUGCUCCAUUUUCACUGCAUUACUUAAACAGAUACAGUACUUUGGAACUCUUUGUGAUUGUUUGCCAGUAUAAAUUCUGUAACUUCUUGACAAACCAUGGUAUUUUUGAAAGCUGUGCUUGUAAAAAUGUUGUUGCAGGCUUUACUUUAAAACUGAGGAUCAGUGGAAAAAAUCUGUGUUGCACAAGUGACUGUAAUAAAAAUGGUGUUGACUGUUCAAUACUAUUAUGUGCUGCUAAACGGUGAAGAUUUGAAAAAAAAUCCCAGUGCUUAAAUGAGCAAUGUCACUGCAUGUAAUAAACUGAAAUGGUAAAUGAAGUAAAUAUAC
Molecule: messenger RNA, 9157 nt
Organism: Lepisosteus oculatus (spotted gar)
Lineage: Eukaryota; Metazoa; Chordata; Actinopteri; Semionotiformes; Lepisosteidae
Gene: vwa5b1
Product: von Willebrand factor A domain containing 5B1
Source: RefSeq, a predicted model, not a curated record